AUGGUGCCUAAAACUGAAACUGCUAGUGAAAGAAGCAGUGGUACUGGUAAUGAUGAUCAAGUUCCUCCUUCUAUUCCUUUGAAUGGAUCUGGAGGCACACCUGUAGUAGAUGAUGAAUCUCAAGGGGGCACAUAUGCAACUUUGGGACAACCUCAUGAUAUGCAGUUUGAGAGCAAUGAUAGUGGUGUGAGGGAUGUUGAGGCUGUGAGCCAAGAAAGUAGUGGAAGUGAAGCUACAUUAGGAAAAAGCCUUCAGAGUUUGGAUGCUGAAAUUGGAAGCGCUGAUGGCCAUGACGAUGGUCCCACAAGGAGAACAAAUGUUCUUCCUGAAUAG
This is a messenger RNA of Lactuca saligna, 333 nucleotides long. The record is from the annotation of a GenBank genome assembly. Lineage: Eukaryota; Viridiplantae; Streptophyta; Magnoliopsida; Asterales; Asteraceae.